This is a messenger RNA of Cannabis sativa, 480 nucleotides long. Its product is annotated as tyrosine-protein phosphatase RLPH2-like. Lineage: Eukaryota; Viridiplantae; Streptophyta; Magnoliopsida; Rosales; Cannabaceae. Bases 1 to 480 code for a protein of 159 amino acids. The transcript is spliced from 2 exons. The record is from RefSeq and is a predicted model, not a curated record.
AUGCAGUUAACACGUAAUUUUUUAAAAAAAUUAUUAACAGAAGUAAUUAAUUUUCUCAUCUCACUUCCUUCUAAGUACCCACAUCAGACCCACGUCUUCCUCUCCGGAAACCACGAUUUCGCCUUCGCUGCUUUCCUCGGCCUAGUCCCUCAGCCGCCCGACGGCUCGGAGUUCGCCGAGGCUUGGAAGGAGUACGAAGAAAAUGAGGAGAGAGAAGGGUGGUACAAAGGAGAAGGGUAUGAAAAUAUGCAUUUGCAGGGAAGGAGAUGGUCUGGGAAAAUCAAGGCCAAGUUCAACGUAGCCAAAGGGAUGGACUAUAAAGGAUCCAUUUAUGACGCUGCCCCAACUUUUGAAUCUUAUGGUGUUCCUCAUGGCUCUGCUGAUUUGGUUCGGGCAGUUCCUGAUGAGCACAAGAAAUUUCUUGCUGACAUGGUUUGGGUUCAUGAAGAGGUAAAAUGGAUUCUUGAGUUUCUAUUUUAA